GAUAAAAUAAAUACCUGGGAGCUCAGUGCCCUGAUGUCAAACGCAUCUCCGAUUUUGAAUGGUGAAAACACAGGUGGAGUUGGUGAAUUUGGGACUGACGCUUCCGUCAACAUGGUAGCCGCUAUCCAUGAUCACAUUUCUUGUGCCAAGCCAGUGCCAAUGGACUCAUUUAAUUCUCAAGAUUCGAAGGCUGGUAUUAUGACAUAUUCGUGCGAUUUUGAUCAUAUGUAUGCGAGUUUAACUGAUGGUGGAACUUUACAGAAAGAUAGUGCUGAAGUGAAAAAGUUGAAAGAACUGUUAUUACUCCACUUGGACCUAAUUCAGCAGCAGUCAGAGCAAUUGAUGACCAAGGAUAAACAGCUGGCAGCACUGCGACAGGAAAAUGAAACGCUUAGACAAAGAUUGGAGCGAAUGGACAGGAGAGUUAAUCUCCAAAAACAUCGAGAAGGCGGGGACGUUAUUGUUCCAACUUCUACACCUUGCACAAGUUCACCAAUACCAGUGUCACCUUCAUUCACUGCAGGGCCUGUUCUGCUUAGCACACUUUCUCCCGUUAUUGAAACGGAGUCCGAUACUAUCACCAUCCCUUUGGACAAUCUUGAUUCUAAUUCUCACAACCCUUUGGCAGUAGUGCCAAAUGACAAUGUGUCAGAGUGUCAAAGCGUGACUUCUAAUUCAUGGGAAGUUGGUAAGCGAAGGAGAAGAGAUGCUGAUAGUGUGAGUGUGAGUGCAUCUAGUGUUGGUGCCAGUGGCCAUGGUGUGGGAGUGAGCAGAAGAAAGCGAUUGACAUCAUGGACCUCAUCAGUCAAUAGUGAUGUUGCUUCCCAUGAUGGUAGGACAUCUCUGGGCAAAGACAUUACGGAGAAUAACAGAAGAACACCAAAGAGACUGAGAACUAAAGGCUCUCCUGCCAAGAAAGACAACAUGCUGACUACCGACCUGUUGUAUUAUACCCCUGUGGGUGACACAGAUGUGUCGUGGACGUCCACCCCACAGAUAACUGGGCUGGAGCCUGAAGUGCUGAAUGGACAUGUGGAGGUUCCAAGUUGGAGACAGAAGAUCUAUACCAGUUGCUAUACAAUGGAGGGCACAGAGAACCUAGACGAUGAAGUUUUCAAUAAACGUCAUCAACGUCUCGAAAUUGAUGAGCGGCGAAGAAAAAGGCAACGAAUUCGGGAGCAGCGACAAAUUGAGAAACUGAAACAGCGGGAGCUUGCUUCGACUCGCAAAACCUCUCGCCACCAUGACGAGGAGCCUCUCACCUCUCUGUGGCCCCAAGUGGAUGACGCAGAGUUCUUAGAGGUGUCAGAUAGUGUGCCAGUUGCUGCCUUUGGCUUGCCCAUCACAAAAUUUUCUGCCAGUGAAUUUUCGUUACCUUGGCUGACAUCAGCGCGCUGCAAAACCACUCCUCAUACAUCAACUCGUAGGAGGUACGAGAAUAGGAGGUAGGCAGCAUUGGUUCAAGUGUCUCGGGAGAUUGGGAAUAAAGGUUUUGAUCUUGUGAUCAGGAAAGGGGAAUUUUAAAUGUAAUUUGAGUUUGAGAAUAUGCUGAAAAAACAAGGUGAUGACUGAUGCUGAUGUGUGUGUGUGUGUGAAAUACUCUCAAAUAGUUGACUGUGAUAUAGAAUAUGAAAUAUUGUAUUUGUACUGAAUCCAUUUCCAAAUACACAAACCUUAUUGUAACUGCACCCACUGGAAGUGGUUGCAGCCCACCUGUUGGAGCUUUUGGCAGCAAGGAAAGGACUAUGUAUGUAGAGAAGGCAUUUCAUUCUCUUUGGUUGGAGCCUGAGGUUACACAUCUUUUCGAAUCCCCCACCGAAUACAGAGUAUACUUGUGAGGAUGAUUCAACGUUUUUACGUAUGAGAAACUACGUUACCUUAAAGAUUUCUUUUCCUGCUUUCUCAUGCUUUUUUCCCCCUUUUUUUUCAUUUGGGAAGAAUUCCUCAUAACACAUUGGCACUAAUACAAUACUGUGAAUGAAUUAUCUUUGUAUUGUUUUAUAUUUUGUUUUUCCUUGUAAAUUUCCUAACUGCCAAAUGCCCCUGGAAUGAAAAAUGUUUCAAUCUAUCUGAAGUAGAUCUACUUGUUUGUUUGGGGAAGGUUUGAUGACUGGGGAAGUAGGCUAUGCAUCAAUCUGGAUACUAUUAUUUUUUUUUCAAGUAGGUUAUAUUGUGAGCCCAGUUUGUCUACAAAGCUUUUCAGAAAGUUGUUUAUUUUAUGAGAAUUGGCACCAGCAAAACAAUAGUAGAAAAUUGAGGACAGAAGUUGGCUCCACAUGUCUGUGUUUUAUUCACCAAUCAUACAUUGUAUUUGUUGUAAAUAUUUGAAGUUAUUUGAUUUGUUUUCCAAUGGUACAAUAUUUCAAAAUGAAUUUAGUAUUAUACAUUUUCUUUGUGGAAAAUCAUGGUUUGCAUGUGUCAAUUCAAAUUCUAUUUCUUAAUUUUAUCUUGAAAAAAUGUUGCUUUACUGAAUUCGUGUUUUCCAUUCAGAUAUGAUUAUCAUGUAUUUUUGAGGUUUUCUUUUAUCUAUACUCAUAGCCAACAUUCAUUACUCUAUAAUAAUGUUUUGUCUGCACAAAUUCAUUGUCUUGAUUUGUGUUGCCAAUUUUACAGAGUAAUAGUUGCCUUCCAAUCCAUUGUAUCAAACCAUUGAAAAACCAUUGUACUUAGAAUAAAAUUUAAUCAGCUUAAGUUAUGCUCAAUUUAGUUGUCAAAGAGAUAUCAUUCAAAGCUUCGUGAUACCUGUGCCGUAUUUGAUUGACUGUGCAGCUGGCAUUAAUUGAAGGCUCCGUAUGAAUACAUGCUUAUAAUCCUGUGGUGAACGUAUUUAAUGUAAUGAAAAAUUGUAGUAUUAUGUACCCAAGUUCAUGUAAAAUUGAUUUGCGGAAAUGCAAGCAAUGUAUUUUUGUUGAUAAAUUAUUUUGAUAGAAUCAGUAUCCCAGAUCCAUGUUAACAUUUGUGGAAGGAAAUUGUUUCCUCCAUUACACUUAUUACUUGCUUUCUAAAUAACAGAGACAGUUGGUGCACAGAAAAUAUAUUUUAUUCAAGGAAUUGGUAUCACCUCAAUUAAUGGUGGGUAAAUAUUACAUCACGUUUUAUUUGUAAAUUUUAUAUUUCUUUAAAAGAAUUCUCUCACUAAUGUGUUAGUGUAAUUGAUAUAUUUUUUGGGUAUCUUGUAGAUUUUGUUUACAGAAAUUUAUAGAAUAAUAUAAAUUGCCUCAUAUUUUCAAGAAUUUCUGUGUGUGUGUGUUUGUUUCUGAUAGUGUAUAUUUUUUUAAUGCCUGUGUUUUAUUUUGGGCUAAAGUGUGCUGGUUUUCAGUACCUUAAUGAGGGAGAUAGGGCCAAGGAAAUGAUUGGACUAAACCGGGUUAAACUUGGUUAAAUUCCACUUAAUAAUGUUGUGGCCUACAUUAUGAAAUGAUUAAUCACUUUUGAAAGAUGUACAAAGCUUGCUAAUGAUGAAAUGAGCUUUCCUUCAGUGUUUCAGAGACAGACUUUCAAAUACGGUUCCUUUGAAAUUUAUUUUUUUUUAUAAGAGAUUGUUAAUUCUUUUGUAAGUAGUUUGUGAAACUAAGUGAUAUCAAUUCCUCAGUGAAAUACUGGAAUAACUGUUUUAAGUUUCCUUGCAAACGAUUGUUAGUUGGAAUGUGCUUAAAAGUGUAUGUACAGAAGAUAUUUGCUUUUACACAGGGUAGAGAAAUUUAGUCUAGAGAUAAAUGGUGUGUUUCCUCCCAUGAAUUAUUGGUUUGAUAUGUUGUUUCUGUAUUGAUGUGUUCCCUGUACCUGAUGCUUAACAUUCAUACACAGACAUUCUGGUCAGUCUGCUGCUAUUCUUUUUUAUAGUCUGCAUUAAAGACUUAUGAACCCGUGUCAUUUACAAUUUCUUUUGCCAUCAAGAGAAUUGUGACGCAAGUAUGAUUCUUGAGAUUUUCAAACCUAUGUGCAACAUUUGAAUAUAAUGUUAUCGAUUAAUCUCUGUUGAGAAAAUGUAAAUAAUAAUUUUUGACAGACUGCAGACUUACUUUGAGAAAAUAUAGCAUAGAAAGCACUUGUUUAGAACAUUGACAGUUGAAAAUGAGCAUCUUUUUUUUUGGCAAAAAUGUGUUAAACCUUCUCUUGAGUGGAAAAUUAAGUCGCUGUACAUUUGCAGAGGUGCUAAUAUUGAUAAUAAUGUCUGAUAAAAUGUUUGAUUGUGACUUUAAAUGGUAAGGGAAAUUCAGUCCAUUUUUCCUAAUCUGCAAGGAAUUGCGGAAAAGUUUGCUAAGUCAGGUUCAUUGUUGGCUUAAUUCUUAAUGUCAUAAUACAUAUGUGUAUAUAUUUAGCAGGGAAGAACUGGUGCUGAAAAAUACACAAAUCAAACAUUUUGUGUCACUGUAGAAAGUUAACCAAGAAAGAAGAGAAAAGAAGAUAAGUUUUGUUGUGAUUAUUUUAAUUGUAUGCUACACAUAUUGCAAUAUACUAUGAUGAAGGGGGAAGGUAAGAGGUACAUGAAAAAUGUAUAAUUUAAAUUCUAUUCACAGUUGGUGAUAGAAGUGUUUGUAAGUGUUUCUUGCCAGAGAUUUUCUUAUCCAUGUUUCUUCAGAAAUAAUUCAAGUCUUACUAAAUCAUAUGAAAACAAGUAAGGUCAAUCAAAAUGCGAUUCAUAGAAAAUAGGUAAAAUAUUGAAAUUGAAAACAACUACAAAUCAUUAGUUUUGUGUAGGUUAACUUAGAAAUACAAAUAUAUUGUCAACUUGACUGCUGUUAUUCUUUGCCAUGAGUCUUUUUUUUGAUCAAUUCCAGUUGUGCUUGCCUCCCUGUUGAAACCUCUCUUGAUGCCUUUUUGGAAAAUGUUCAAUGCCUUAUACUAAAUGCAUAUCUCGGAUGUAGAAUACAAUUAUGAAUUGUUAUAAAAAAAUCUUUAAUAGAAAUUUAAAAAUUCGUAGCUUCAUAAUUAGAGUAGAGGGGAUGGAUGUAUAUCUCUUGUCCGAUUAAAAUAAGUAUCAGAUUCACAUUUUUAUAAUAUCAAGGCAUUUCCAUAUAAUCUCUCCACAGAAAAGCAGGGAUCUCCAUACUACGCUAAGUGGCUCUUCUCCGAAACUUGCUGGAGUAUUAUCCAGCUUGCAUUGCUUUUAGAUCAGGUUUUCCUAAAAUGGAAAAAUUCAAGGGGAAGCCAUGUUGAUGAAGCUAAUUGAAGAGAAAUAGAUAGCUGAGGCAUGCCAUGAGUCUUGAAGAUGAAGCACAUGAUGAUGGCUAAUAAGACAGUAGGAAAUGAGACAAAGCCACUUAAUGAUUAUUAGCUUCCAUUAAUCAAAGAUUUUAUGGUGAAAUGUACAUAGAGAAAACUCC
Messenger RNA from Gryllus bimaculatus (two-spotted cricket), 5327 nucleotides. The record is from the annotation of a GenBank genome assembly. NCBI's taxonomy places the organism in Eukaryota, Metazoa, Arthropoda, Insecta, Orthoptera, Gryllidae.